AACCAAAUACUCCCGAAUUCGGACAGCCAUGGCCGUCGCAUUGGAGCUCCGGACGCCGCUGUACCUGACGUCGGCUUAGGGUGACGGAAUUCCGUUCUUAAAUCGUACUCCUGCAUUGCGGAUUUUUUAAAGUCUCUCAAGAUCUUCGUACUGUGUCUGUCAAUGAGUUCGAUUCCAGUGAGGCUAGGUUUUAGCAAGCCAAACCUUGCUUUGAAGGAAGAGUUUGAUAUGGAGCGGAAGGGUUUUGAUUUGAAUGAAAAAGGGAGUCCAGGUGAGUUUUCUGAGUCUGAUGAAGGGCAGCUGGUGUCUUCUUGUAAAGAAGGAGCUGCUGUUGAGAAGCCAGAAGAAAAUGGGGAAUGCAGGGAGGAAGCUGAGGGUAAAGCUGUUCAGUUGGUUGAGAAUGGGAGUAAAAGAAGUAGGGUAGAGAGCAGUGAAGACAAGGAAGACGUUGAAAGCAUAAGUAAGAGGCUGAAACGGGAAGGCUUAGAUAGCAAGCUUCAGCUACCCGGUGCUGGUAGGGCUUUGCGCUCCAGAUUUGCAUUGAAAACUGGUAGUGAGAAGGAAGUUGAUCAGGGUGAGAGUGCAGAUAUUGUGGAUGGUAAAAAGACAGAUACUGAUGGGGAUGUGAAGAAAAUGACGGAGAUAGAAAAGGAAGAGAUUGAUAACUCUGGAAAAGUGACGGAGGUGAAACGAAGGCGUGGGAGACCACCCAAGGUGCAGGUUAAUGAGUCUAAGGAAGUUGAUCAGUGCGAGAGUGCAGAUGUUGUGGAUGGUAAAAAGACAGAUGAUAAUGUGGAUGGGAAGAAAACAAUGGAGAAGAAACAGGAAGAGAUUGGUAACUCUGGUGAGGUGAUAGUGGUGAAACGAAAGCGUGGGAGACCACCCAAGGUGCAGGUUAAUGAAUCUAAGGAAGUUGAUCAGGGUGCGAGCGCUGAUGAUGUGGAUGGGAAAAAAACAGAUUGUAAUGUGGAUGUGAAGAAAUCAGUUUCUGUUCAGGAGAGUGAUCACUUUCAUGACGAGGCUACAAAGGAGGUGAAGCAUCAACCUGGAAUGCAACCCUUCAAGCGCAAGCGUGGUAGACCACCCAAGGUGAAGGAGAGUGAUGGUUUUGAGAAGAAAAAGGUUGUGCUAGAAAGGGAAAGGAACAAUGACAGGUUCACAAAUAAUGAGAUUGAGGAGGAGUUGGAAGGGAGCAAUAAGCACAACCGUGGGAGAUCAAAUGCGGUGCAGUUGAAUGAGAUGUCUCCAAAGAAAUCAGUUAAUGUUGAGGAAGGUGAUUACUUAGAUGAUGAGGUCGGGAAAGCAGUGCAGCAUGAAUGUGGAAGACCUCACUUGAAGCGUAAGCGUGGAAGACCACCCCUGAAGCGUAGGCCUGGGAGACCCCCCAAGGUGCAGCAGAGCAAUGGUUUUGAGAAGAAAAAGGUUGUGUUGGAAAGUGAAAGGGGUGAUCACUCAAAUGUUAUGGCAGGGAAAGGCAUAAUUCAUAAGCGUGGGAGACCACGCAAGGUGCAUGGAAGUUGGGGAGUUUUGAAAGGGAAGCUUAAUGAGGUAAAGUCUGGUCCGUUAAGAGACGGCAAAGUGGAUUCAAAAUUGAGGAAUAGUUUGAAGCAGAGUGACAGUGAGCGAACUCAUACGAAAUACUCCAAAAAGGUUAACUUCAGUGACUUGGAAAGGGGUAAUAAUGAGGCUUUGCAGAGUUUUAAAGGGGAAAGAUCAGCAGCAAAACAGGCAAUGAGAGAUCGAAUAAUAAAGCUACUUUUGGCUGCAGGUUGGACAAUUGAUUAUCGGCCCCGGUCUGGCAGAGAUUACAAUGAUGCAGUGUAUGUUAAUCCUUCCGGGAAAACACACUGGUCAGUCACCUUGGCUUACCAAGUGCUAAAGGAAAGUUGUGAAAGUAGUAAUGCUGACUCUAAGACUAGUGAUUUCACAUUUACUCCAAUCCCAGAGGAGGAACUCAGCAUCCUUAAAAAGGUAAUGACUAAAAAAAGGGUGGGAAAGAAGAAGAAGAAGAAAUUGAAGGGAAAAGAGAAAGAUGAGAAUACAGACAGUGAAGGAGAGUUUGAAAAGAAAAAACGAAAACAAAAAUGGAAGUUGAAGCCAAAGCGGAGGUAUGAUGGAAGGGAAAAUGGAAAGAAAAGGAAGAAACAAAAAAGGAAAUUUCAGCAAAAUGGGGAGGAGGAAUCGGAUGAUUCAGCUGGUACAUCAAAUAAGGCAAUGUUGUUAUCAGGCAGGAAGUAUAAGCGGAAGGAAACACAAAAUAGAAAGCGAUGUGCUCUGUUGGUUCGCAACUCCAUGGAUGGAGCCGAAUCUAGCAAUGAUGGCUAUGUUCUAUAUGAUGGUAGGCGAACGGUGCUUGCCUGGAUGAUUGAUUUGGGUACCGUAGCAGUUGAUGACAAGGUGCAGUAUGUGAACCAAGGGACACAGGCACUUUGCGAGGGUAGGAUAACCAGAGAUGGCAUCUUGUGUGACUGCUGCAAUGAGAUGUUCAUUGUUGAAAAAUUUGAGUCACAUUCCGGGAGCAAACUCAAUGAACCAUUUCAGAACAUAUGUUUACUGAAUGGAAAAUCCCUGUUAGAAUGCAUGUAUGACUCCUGGAAUAAACAGGAGGAAUCCAAGCAUAAGGGGUUCCAUUUUGUAGAUGUUGAUGGUGAAGACCCAAACGAUGAUACAUGUGGUAUCUGUGGAGAUGGUGGUGAUUUGAUCUGUUGUGACAGUUGCCCAUCAACAUUCCAUCAAAGCUGCUUAGAUGUAAAUAAGUUUCCUUCAGGUGACUGGCACUGCAUUUACUGUACGUGUAAAUAUUGUGGAAUGGUUGGUGAGAAAAUGAAUCGAAAUGACAGUGAGGAGGAUAAGGCUUUAUCUGCGUUAUUUACUUGCUGUUUAUGUGAAGAAAAAUAUCACCGAUUAUGCAUUAUGAAGGAUGCUGUAAGUGAUGAUCCUGAUAGACCGUCCUUUUGUGGAAAGAAAUGCCAAGAGUUAUUUGAGAGACUGCAGAUGCUUGUUGGGGUUAAACAUGAAUUAGAGGAAGGUUUCUCAUGGACUCUCACCCAUCGCUUUGAUGUCAGUCCUGGUGUUUCUCUCAAUGAUUCGUCUCAGAAGGUUGAAUCCAAUUCAAGGCUAGCUGUUGCAUUGUCUGUUAUGGAUGAGUGCUUUUUGCCCCUAGUCGACCACAAAAGUGGUAUCAAUCUGAUUCGUAACAUUGUCUAUAAUUUUGGGUCAAACUUUAACAGGCUUAACUACAGUGGUUUUUUAACUGCAAUUCUGGAAAGGGGUGACGAGAUUACUGCUGCAGCAUCAAUUAGGAUCCAUGGCAACCAAUUAGCUGAGAUGCCGUUUAUUGGGACUCGCUAUGUGUGUAGGCGCCAAGGAAUGUGCCGUCUGCUUCUUCAUGCAAUUGAAUCUGCGCUGCACUCUCUGAAGGUUGAGAAAUUGGUCAUACCUGCAGUCCUUGAACUAAGAGAAACUUGGACUUCAGUCUUUGGUUUCAAGCCACUAGAUGCAUCAAGCCGGCAAAAAAUGAAGAACAUGAAUAUCUUAGUCUUUCCGGGCAUAGAUAUGUUACAGAAACCAUUGCUUAUGAAUCAAUUUACUGAGGAAAAUAUGAUUUGUUCUGAAGGUGUGAAGUCCAGUAAACUUAGCGCGCGUCAAAUCAUAGAUGAGAGGCCUGAUAACUCUGGUGAAUGGUGUUCAGCUGCAUCUGAUUUGAGUGUUUCUGAUGAGGGUACUGCUAGUGCUUUCUAUGUUCCUGCUCCUGAUGGAAGCACGGUGGAUUUGGACUCUGGAUUAAGCAAAGCAUCUGAGGUGGAAUUGCAUGGGAGCAAUGUUAAGGAUGACACCAAUUCUAAUCACAAAGUGGAAGCUUUUGCACAUGAAUUAAAAGAUCCCCUUUAUCAUUUAGGUGGGAGUGGGAUUGCUCCUCCCGGUCAUAGAGAUGUUCAUCCUUGUGGGAUUCCUGAUAUUGCCAUUGAAAAAGCAGAUUCCCAGCCUCUCAUGAAUACCGGAGUUUCUAAGCCCACAGAGCUUACCAAAGAUUCUUGUGAGGUUGCUCUGGAUGACAGCCAUGAUUCUAAAGCAACAAUUCCUGCACCACAGACUGUCUCCUCUGUUGCAAAACAAAUUCUUAAUGGAGCUGAGCACCUGAAAUCUGCACCGCAGGAUGAUAACAUUCGUAGCAUGCAGUGUGCUUCUGAAACUUUAUGUGAGUUGAACCCUGCAUCAGGGGUGCCUCUUCACUGUGCUUCCAAUGAAGGUAAAUCAUGCAGUCCUGAGGUAGUAGUUUUAUCUAACAAGGCUAGAUAAUUUCCUUUUGUCCAUUCCAGUAUAGAACAGGCUUCUUUUUGAUGGCUGCCAUGUACUAGGAUACCAAGGUGCACAGUGUUGUCUUGCCCCUUAACUGGUGAAAACUAAUGAAAGCAUCGCCAUUUUGAGUGGUUUCAGGGGUAUAUAAUGUAAUUUUGUAGCUAUGAAGAGCAUUGAAGUCGAUCUCCAGUUUACCUUUAGCCUGAUGCCACCAUUGAGGUUUGUAAAUUUUGACUACCAAAGUGCACAUUGAAAAUAGGAAGCAGUUACGGCUUAAGUAAGAAUAUAAGCCUUUUUCUCUC
Messenger RNA from Rubroshorea leprosula, 4601 nucleotides. NCBI's taxonomy places the organism in Eukaryota, Viridiplantae, Streptophyta, Magnoliopsida, Malvales, Dipterocarpaceae. The record is from the annotation of a GenBank genome assembly.